UUUUUAUUUAUUUAUUUGCUUUAUUUUUUUGCAUGGCUAUUUUACUUACAGUUCUCUGUUUUGUUUUAACCGUCAUUGUUACCCUCUGGUCGAUUUUUGGCGUUUUUCUGUCUUUGCCCCCUUUUUUUUUUGUAAAAUGGAACGUUCACACAGCAUGCCUAUCAUACUCGAGAAUUUGCUUUCAGAGUAGAACCCUUGGCUUUCAUUUUUGGUGUGAAAAUGAGAUGGUACCCUCCAUAUCUCACAGUCACGAUCAAAAAUACUGAAUCAUGACAUUCAAACUAAAAUUUAUUUGGAAGAGAAUUAAAUGGUCUUUGAAUCGGAAGUGAAGGUAAAAACUCCACAGGAGUCAAAUGUAACGAUCACGCAAACCACUACGCUGACCAAUAAGGAAUGCAUACUCAAAGAAGAGUUUCUGGUCCUGUUUACCAGCAGAACAGAGCUCACAAAAAUUAUACCAACAAGCCAUGCUCAACACAAUGGCCAGAAACGCCAGUAGUCGAGAGAUCACACCCUUACAAGGAGAGUUACUUCGAGCUCUGAUCAGUAGUGGUAUUUCCAAAGACGCCCUUCUUAGCGCUUGCGAUGAGUUGUACGCUAAACUGGCGCAGAGUGCUCAACGCGCAGAUGGUACAGCUGUAGAGCAACAACCCAAGCACAACUCCAGCGAUCACUUGCAAGGCACUCAGGUGAAAAGUGAGGUGGUCAAACUCGAAGAAGCUCCUCAGAGAAGGUUGACAAGAGACGUGAGCUUGGAAGCACAGCAGAUCAGCUUUGUUGAUCAAAUGCUCGGAAUGGACCCAUGGCAAGCAGCCAAGUUGAUAAAAAUGUAUAUGCAGCAACACAACAUUCCACAGCGUGAAGUGGUGGAAUCCACCGGUUUGAACCAGAGUCACUUAUCACAGCAUCUGAAUAAGGGUACUCCUAUGAAGACAAGCAAAAGAGCAGCUCUCUAUACUUGGUUUGAGAACAAGAGGAAAGAAAUUAUUGAACGUAAGGAAGUAGUUUGCAACAUUAUUAUAAUCUAAUCAGCAUAUCAUCAAUAAAUAGGACAGUGAGGGGAAUCUGCUUCCCCCCACCUUCCCCAUCUGAGUAGGUUUAGAU
Stylophora pistillata is the source of this 1104-nucleotide messenger RNA. RefSeq lists its product as uncharacterized. Lineage: Eukaryota; Metazoa; Cnidaria; Anthozoa; Scleractinia; Pocilloporidae. Gene Ontology annotation, cellular component: nucleus. Gene Ontology annotation, molecular function: RNA polymerase II cis-regulatory region sequence-specific DNA binding; DNA-binding transcription factor activity, RNA polymerase II-specific. The record is from RefSeq and is a predicted model, not a curated record. Gene Ontology annotation, biological process: liver development; positive regulation of DNA-templated transcription; insulin secretion.